AUGGACCAGCGGAAAGUGCAAGAGUUGCGAGAGUUUGUCAACAUGUGUAAGAGCAACCCGGCUAUCCUGCACCGGCCGGAGCUGAAGUUCUUCACAGAAUGGCUACUAAGUUUAGGAGCUUCUAUUCAGUCCUCACCAUCUAAAGAAUCUUGUAAAGAAAGCCAGACAGAUGAGAUAAACGAAGAAAGGAUCCCAUCUCCAACUCCUCAACCAGAGAGUGAAGAAAGUGACUUGGACAUCGGAAAUGAAGGAGUUAUUGCACCAGAUGAAGAGCCCCCUCAGGAGAUGGGAAAUGAUGAUAUAGAGGUCACGGAGGAAAUGAUGGAUACGGCAAAUGAAAGAAAAGUAGAGGCUAUUAAUGCUCUGGGAGAGGGUGACUUCCAGAAAGCCAUAGAUUUACUAACAGAAGCCAUAAAAAUGAACCCACGGAUUGCCAUGUUGUAUGCAAAAAGAGCAAGCGUUUAUGUGAAGCUACAGAAGCCAAAUGCUGCAAUUCGUGACUGUGAGAAAGCUAUAGCCAUCAACCCUGACUCUGCUCAGCCAUAUAAAUGGAGAGGCAAAGCACAUAGGCUUCUUGGACACUGGGAAGAAUCUGCCCACGACCUGGCCAUGGCUUGUAAAUUGGACUAUGAUGAAGAAGCAAGUGAAAUGUUGAAAGAAGUGCAGCCACGUGCUCAGAAAAUUGCAGAACAUCGGAGGAAAUAUCAACGCAAACAAGAGGAAAGGCUGGCCAAUGAAAGGAGAGAACAUCUGAAGAAAGCUAAAGAGGAACAUGAAAGAGCACAGAGGGAAGAAGAAGAAGCCAGGCGUCAAGCAGGUGCCCAGUUUCCAGGUUUCCCAGGGGGAUUUCCUGGUGGCUUUACUGGGAUGCCAGGUGUCAGUGAAAUUCUCUCUGACCCAGAAGUUUUGGCUGCAAUGCAGGAUCCUGAAGUCAUGGCUGCAUUUCAAGAUGUAGCUCAAAAUCCAGCUAACAUAUCAAAGUAUAACACCAACCCAAAAGUGAUGAAUCUGAUCAGCAAACUAUCCAGCAAAUUUGGAGGCAGUGCAUAG
Staurois parvus is the source of this 1050-nucleotide messenger RNA. Lineage: Eukaryota; Metazoa; Chordata; Amphibia; Anura; Ranidae. The record is from the annotation of a GenBank genome assembly.